UAAAUCUGGAACUAAAUAAUAGAUGGACAUUCACCACCCACCAGAAUAUCACUCGAAUUAAUAGAAUGACCAAUUGAUUGUGUAAUCGAAUCGAUCGACUGGUCAAGCUCAUUUGAUCACAAUUUCCAUGAGUAAAUUGAAUGAAUAAAGAGAACAGAAAAACUCGAGCAAACUCAAUUCGAAUUUGUUUCAUUCUCUCUCUUCUCGAGAUUUCGAAUUGAUAUUAUUUCAAUUUCUUUUUUUGUACAUUUACCAUUUUCGAAGGUAACAAAUCGUCAUCACUGGAAAACAUCAACAGAAUCAACUCAAUUUUCACCAUAAACAUGAUAAAUAUUCGUGAGUCAGUUGAUAAAUAUAAUGAUUGUCACCAUUUUAUUUAAUCAUCUCGUUGACAGAUUAACCAAAUUUAGCCAGAAAUUGACUUUCUAUUUACAAUUUAAUCCUCAAUUAAAGUGAAACAUUGUCUCUAAUCAUCAAGUGUCUUCAAUAACAACAAAUCAUUUCAAUUGUUUACAUUAGUGAUUAACUGAUUCCUGAUGACCUUUUAAACCACCAAUCGACAAUUAGUGAUAAUUUAUAAAUAAAUAUAUAUUCCUCGUUUUAAUCCUUGACCAUUGAAACAAUUAACUGGUAAAAUCAACUGGUUGAUAUCUAUGGAUAUGAUUAAUCAAUCCAAUUGCUCAUAACUGUUGUAAAUAUUGUAAUUUGGUAAUUAUUAUCUCGUUGAUUUGAAAUCCUUUUUUUUUACACUAAUCAACAAUCAAUAUUGAUGGUAACAAUCAAAUUGAAUCAUGACAGAGCAAUUAAAGGAGACAAAUCAACAACUUGAAGUGACCAAAACAAGUGACCAAAACAAAACUCUGAAAAUGACCAAAGAAAAUGAUCUAACUGCUGGUGAAUUAACUAAUCAACAAACUGUUGACAAUUGUGAUGGUGAAAUUAAUUGUUCCAAGCAAUCAAUUAACAAUCUAUUUACAAUUCCAUGGGAUGAUAUUCUAUUCCCAUAUAUUUUGGAUCGAUUAUCAUGGAAGGAUCUUUAUCGAUUAAGAUCAGUUUCCCGUUCGAUGUUAAUGUUGAUCAAUGAUUAUUUUUCAUCUCUAUUGAUGAUUGAUUUAUCUCAAUUGUCAAAUCGUUUCACAUCUCAAGCGUUUAACAUUCUAACGGUUGAUUGUUACAAUUUACGGAUUCUCAAUCUAUCCAAUUGUAAAUGGAUUUCAAAUGAUCAAUUACAAAAUUUAAUUGAACAAAAUCCAAAUUUAACUAGUUUAAAUAUCUCAUCUUGUUUCGAUGUGACAAACAAUUGCCUUCAAAGACUCGCGGUCACUUGUAAGGGUCUUAAAUCAAUUGGAUUAAAGGAUUGCCAUUGGAUUAAUGCGAUCGCUGUUACACAUUUGGUUAUUAAUUGUCCCAAUUUGGAGGAAGUUGAUUUAACCAGUUGCUGGGAGAUUAGUGAUGAUGCUGCAAUUGAGAUGAUCUUUCGUUGUACCAAAUUAAGGCGAUUGUCACUUUCCAAGAUUUAUGGAAUCACAGAUCGAGUUCUGUUGGCCCUUUCGUCGCACUCCAAGUAUCUUGAAUAUCUCAAUAUCUCAGGGUGUUGGAGAGUAACUGAUCAUGGUGUUAGAAUGAUUGGUGAUUAUUGUAACAAUUUAAAGACGAUUAAGGUUGGUGAUUGUCGUGAUGUUUCAGAGGAAAGUUUAACCUUUUUGAGGAGCAAAGGGAUUAACGUUGAUGUACCAUUACCUCCAAGGCCUCGGAUCAAUCUAUUCAUUAGGAGUCUUGAGAUGUUACGACCUCAAAUGUGAUCAUAUCGAAUCUAUUAAUUUAUCUACCGUAUUUAUAACAAUUUAAAAUUUUCGAUGUAAACUGGACUUGACAAUUUAAUUCUUUUUCCUUCCUGUAAACAGCAUUGGCACUUUUAUCUUUGUCUUUAUCCUUGGUUACUUUUCCUUUUUGAUGAUGAUUCCUCUCUCCUGGUCAUCUCUUUUCCUUUUUUUGUUUUGUUGGUUUCCACAAAUUUAGAAAUUAAUUAAAAUAUAUAACAGCUACAA
Panonychus citri (citrus red mite) is the source of this 2048-nucleotide messenger RNA. RefSeq names its product F-box/LRR-repeat protein 15-like. The coding region runs from base 792 to 1802 and encodes 336 amino acids. The transcript is spliced from 2 exons. NCBI's taxonomy places the organism in Eukaryota, Metazoa, Arthropoda, Arachnida, Trombidiformes, Tetranychidae. The record is from RefSeq and is a predicted model, not a curated record. Gene Ontology annotation, molecular function: protein binding.